Messenger RNA from Cyphellophora europaea CBS 101466, 2193 nucleotides. RefSeq lists its product as uncharacterized. The record is from RefSeq and is a predicted model, not a curated record. Gene Ontology annotation, cellular component: nucleus; nuclear chromosome; SWI/SNF complex. Lineage: Eukaryota; Fungi; Ascomycota; Eurotiomycetes; Chaetothyriales; Cyphellophoraceae. Gene Ontology annotation, molecular function: transcription coregulator activity. The transcript has 2 exons. Bases 1 to 2193 code for a protein of 730 amino acids. Gene Ontology annotation, biological process: regulation of transcription by RNA polymerase II; chromatin remodeling.
AUGAGCGGAAGCGAGCAAGACUCCGCCACGGCCGAAGGGCCUGCAACGGAGACGCCUUCUCAGCUGCCAUCGUCGACGAUCGCCGAAGGGAAAGAGAAGGCUAAGGAAGUUUUGGCCGCUGCCGGCAUCACUCAGAAUGGCGAAACAUCGAAAACACAGUCGCGACGAGCCAGUCAGAGUCCCACUCGAAAACGAAAGCGCGAAACCCCUCUCGAGCGCCUGCAGACGGACGAAUACGUAACUCGCGAGUACUUGCACAAAGCCCUCCUUGCUGAUCGCAAUGCCCACGCUACUCUCCUCCAACAGAAGAAGCAGGAACUUCAGUUCUAUCAGACUGUACGCCAUAGAAGGGAACAUGAUCCUGGCUCCGUGUUUGGCGCUGGCUAUGAAGGCUUUGGCAAUCCGCGCACCGACGAAAAGCUCCCCAAUCCCGUCAUGUACCCUCGAAACCGCAGGCCGGGGAAGAGAAAGACACUGCCACCAAGGGUGUCAAGAAAAGAGACAGCCAUCCAGGCCGAACAAGAAGAGGAGCUUGUACCCAUACGUCUAGACAUCGAAUGGGGCAAGAUCAAGUUGCGCGAUACCUUUACAUGGAAUCUGCACGAUCGCACCACCAACAUUGAAUAUUUCGCAGAGAAGCUGGUGGAGGAUUUCGGUCUUGAAGUCCAACAAUGCCGGCCUCUUGUCAAUUACGUCGCCAACGCCAUGCGGGAGCAGCUUACCGACUAUUGCCCACAGAUCUAUCCGGAGGACGAACCGCUCGACCCGCAUCUCCCGUAUUUCGCAUACAAGAACGAUGAGAUGCGCAUCCUUAUCAAGUUGAACAUUACCAUUGGACAAAACACGCUCAUUGAUCAGUUCGAAUGGGAAGUAAACAAUGCUUCCAAUUCUCCCGAAGAGUUUGCGCAACAGCUGACCCAGGAGAACUCGUUGGCUGGUGAGUUCACAACGGCAAUUGCGCACUCGAUACGCGAGCAGUGCCAGCUCUUCUCCAAGUCCCUGCAAAUCACAGGCUACGCGUUCGAUGGUCGACCGAUCGAGGACCCCGACCUUUAUGAGAACUUCCUCCCAUCACCAAUGCCUGUCACUUUCCGACCUUACCAACUGGCCAAAGAUUAUGUGCCGUAUCUAUACGAGCUGAACGAUGCGGAUCUUGAAAGGACCGAAUUGUCUAUCUCACGUGAGCAGCGGCGGCAAAAGCGCUCUACCAAUCGCCGUGGUGGUCCCGCUUUGCCGGACCUAAAAGACCGACAACGAACUAUCAGAUCGUUGGUGGUCUCGUCCGUUAUUCCUGGCGGUGCCUUGACCAUGGAAGAUAGCCGAAUCUUCCGCAUGCCGAAGGCGACCAGGACGCGAAGGCGAGCAGGCGGCGAAGACUUCGAAGACUCAGAUGGCUCGGAAAGUGAGGAUUCUGCGCCUGAUUCCCCGGCUAUCCCAGCACAUCUUCUCCAAGGUACCGCACGGACCAGAGGGACAAUGCGAAACGCAGCCCUGACUGCAACUGCUGGCAUCCGGUCCAACUUGAGUGGCUUCGCAUCGAUCCGAUCCGCAACCCCCGAAUCAACUACACCCCAUCAUGACGCACGGUCGGCCACGCGAAAGAGAGACUACAAAGAAGAGAGCGACGAAGAAUCGCAGCCGGAGAAAAUGGUUAUCAAACUCAAGAUUUCGCGAGAAAAGUAUCGCGCUUGGAUGCGUGAGCGGAGAGCAAAGGACAGAGCUGCUCAGGCAUCUACUGGAAGCCCCCGGCCAGGAUUGCAGAACAAACCUGCUCCAAGUCCACUGAAGUUGGCUGGUGGACCUGCACCUGCACCGUCACCGAAGCCAUCAUCAUCUGCCACCCCUGGCCCGUCGUCCAAUAUUCCAGAUCCUCUCUAUGGUGCGGUGAAUGCCGAGCCUAACAGCGAAGCACCCCCGGUACCCGACUGGCUCAAACUGAGUCUAGAGCAACUUCGGAAGCAGUAUCCAAAUGACCGCUUCGAAGCAUUAAUGAAACAUACGGCCGUCGACCCUAAGACUAAGCAGCUCCUACCGGCGAACGAAGAGAACAAGCACCUUCCGCACAAGUAUGUACCACGAGUUCGAUGCUUAGACUGCUUGGGUAAGGUCUACUUCGCCAAUGGCUUCGAGUCUCAUUCGAAGAACAAGAAGCAUCGCGAGACGGUGGACGCUCGCGUAGCACGUGAGGCUUAA